Messenger RNA from Drosophila bipectinata, 3283 nucleotides. RefSeq names its product RNA exonuclease 1 homolog. Gene Ontology annotation, cellular component: nucleus. Lineage: Eukaryota; Metazoa; Arthropoda; Insecta; Diptera; Drosophilidae. Gene Ontology annotation, molecular function: exonuclease activity; nucleic acid binding. The record is from RefSeq and is a predicted model, not a curated record.
ACAGAUGAAUUGAAGAGAGCGAGGGGGGGCAGAUUUUGAGAACAGAAGGCUAUCGGGACGCUCAUAGUUUAGAAUCCCGGAAUUUGGCCCAAAUGCUGCCCUCUACGGGACUUUUUAAGGAUUUUCUUUGUCCGUAUUACGACGGCAAUGAGUCCGGCGAUACCCCAUCGUGCCGGCGGCCGUUUUGUCACUUCAAGCACGCUCGAAAAGACGAUUCAGAUGCCGUUCCGCCCACAGAACCGGCUCCAGCACCGGUGUACAAGCCGGCGCCAAAGCUUCUCUCUCUUCCACUGCCGCUGAUACCUCUUAUAGGGCCCAAGAAGAAAUCUAAACUCGAGUACCACCCUGAGAAACCGGGGCUGAAUGCGUCACCGGCAAAGAAGAAAGAGGAGGCGACCGUGGACAGUGCGCCCAAAUAUGUACCCUCCCGACCUUCGCUUACAAACGGUUCCGUCGGUGGAAAUUGGCACGAUGCACUCGAAAAUGAAGAAGAUGAGGAACUUCAGAUAGUAAUAAAUCAUGAGGACCCCCUGGAUACAAUCCAGGAUGAUGAACCUGGCGUAGGAGAAUUGGAUGAAAAGAAAGUGUCGGAAGAACCGGAGGAAAAGCCAAAGAGUACAUGGGAGGACAAGUCCAGCAAGGAUCAGGACAGAAAUAAGGAAAAGGAUGCUUCCUGGGAAAGGGAUGAGGAGCUCAAACUAGACAUUAAUAUAGUCAAGGAGGAAAAAGGCCAAGAGAGGGAAAAAUCUAAGGAAAAGGACAAACAGAAGUUAAAGGAUGAGGAAAAAUACUCAGAGAAGGACAAGGAGAGGCGCAAGUCAUCUCACAAGGACAAGGAUCGGUCAAAAGAUCGCCACAGCUCCAGUUCCAGUUCUUCCAGGCACAAGUCAUCGACCAGCUCUUCUUCUUCAAGUAGGAAGUCGUCAAGUAGCGAUAAGCACCGGGAUGAGAAAACCAGCAGUAAAAGCAGCAGCAGCAGCAGCAAGCAUAAGAGCAGUUCCAGUUCCUCCUCAUCCAAGAGUCGUCAUCAUAGCUCCAGCUCAGUGUCGAAAAGCUCCUCCAGCUCCCACUCCAAAUCCAAAAGCAGCUCGUCGUCCGGAAAGAGUUCCGGCUCAUCCAAAAGUGAACCAGAGGCAGAAAAAGAAACUGAAAGUGCUAUUGCUCCAGAUGAUGAAAUUGAUGAAAUGGACUUUGACUUUGAAAUCGACACCUCGGAGGGAGAGAUAGUUCGUCAGUGUGAAAUGAUAUUUGACGAGCUGGAAAAUAAGUUUGCACAAAAAUCUGACGUGGUCGAAGAAGUGACACCGGAUAGUUCUCGCAAGCGAAAGGCUUCUUCCCCGGAUAUCGAUGCCUACACCGAAGCAGCUACUGCAGCAAUCCAAAAACGUCGCGUCGCUCACGAGAACGCGGACAAGAACAAGCCUCAGGUAUUGCCAGCUUCCGUGGGGAAGCCGAACCACAUCCGCAAUGCAAUGCAGGCUAUCUUUGAGCGCCGAGCCGAGCUGCGGCGGCAGGAAAAGUUGCGCGCUGAGGCCGCUGCCGAGCAGCUGCGUCAGGCCCAAGAGCGGGUGCGUCAAGCGCAGGAGGACCUGCGCAAGGCGCAGGUUAACACACUCACACCACUCAUCUCAAGAAGCGCCCUGACUCCGCCAGUUCGAUCAGCUCGUAGCAUAGCACCCGUGUCGAACAUCGUGGCCAUAGCACGGGCCAAGAAGAAGAUCGAAGAGUUACAAGCAGAGAAGAAACCCGCCUUCACACCGGCUCAGUCUUUUAAGGGCACUGGUAGAGUGGCUCACAAGCCCUCAGCAGCUCUGGAUAAAGUAGCUCCGGCAGCCACCGAAACUCAAGCUGAGAAACCGACCAUUCUGGAGGCACAAAGCUCUAAAAUAUCCUACAACAUACGAAUGCAGUAUUAUGAGAUGAUGGUGAAGCACUGCACUGUCAUCUACCCGCAGCUGGCCGAUGCCUGGGAGAGAGCGCAGGUGGAGGAACUGGCCGUCUUCAAAAAGUGUAAUACUCCAGCUAUCUACAAGAAUAGCUGCAUGCUGGCGAUCAAUAAGCUGCGCAAGGAGGCCAUUGAAGCGGGUAAUCGUCCCAGUGUGGCCAAUAAGACGGUGUCGCACGAGAUGAUGCUGGGCGGCAAGCGAGCCCUCACUACCUCCUGGAGCAUGGAGAAAAAGGAGAAACUAGGCUCUUUAAGCAACGGUGAGCCCUUCGAUGCCCUGCCAGGCGAUAAAGCCUACGAAAUGGUUUAUGAAUUGCGUUUGACGGAGGAGCAGCUGGUGGAAAAUGGCUAUCCACGUCCUGGCGCCAAACGAGGGACGGCUGUCAUUCGUGCUUGUCGUCCCAACAGACGCCCCAACGAACGAGAACGAUAUUGCUCUCGUUGCGGCAAAGUUUUCAGCCUAGACAUCUACGAACAUAGCGGAGUCGACAUGUGCAACUAUCAUCCAAAGAGCACUGGCUAUCGGCGUGGUUUCACAGAUAACCAGCACCGCUGCUGUCAACAACCCGCGGGCACUCCGGGAUGUACCUACGCCAACUACCAUGUGAGCGAUUAUUACGAUCCCGAAAAGCUCACUUGUUUUGUGAAGACAAUCGAGCGGGACGAAGACUAUGUUUCUACCAAGAAGGACAUAUUCGCAUUGGAUUGUGAAAUGUGCUACACAACCCAUGGAAUAGAGCUAACCCGCGUCACAGUAGUGGACAUCAAUGGACGGAACGUUUACGACGCUCUAGUCAAACCGGACAACCAAAUUGUAGACUACAACACCACUUACUCGGGCAUUACGGAGGCUAUGCUGUCCAAGGAGACUCGAACGUUACGUGACGUUCAGGCCGUGUUGAUGUCGAUGUUUCAUGCCAAGACUGUACUGGUGGGCCACAGUCUGGAGAGCGAUCUGAAGGCCCUCAAGCUUAUUCACGAAGUGGUGGUAGACACCUCGGUUCUAUUUCCUCACAAGAUGGGUCCUCCCAAAAAGCGUGCCCUUAAGACGCUUUGCAUUGAGAAUCUAAAGCGUAUUAUACAGGAAAACGAGGCCGGUCAUGACAGUGCCGAGGACGCGGAGGUGUGCAUACAGCUCAUUAAGUACUAUUUGCGAAAUAAGAUUAGUUGAGCUGGCAGAAGAGGAACUCCUAAAAGCCGUCAGUUCAAAAGCAUUACUUACAUCUGUAACUAUGUAUACCAUGCCCACACCCGAAUCAAAGUGUUACCAUUAGUGAAACAUAUUAUAUUGACUCAAUAUGUAAUUGUAAUAAAAUCGUCAAGACUUAUAAUUAUAAA